AUGAGUGUUCUUCGUUAUCUACAUGCGAUGUUUUUGGCAUCUCAGCUCACUCACACCAAUAAGGCGCAGCCAACAGUAAAUUGUCAAAACUUCAAGUUUGUUAUCGAUGAGCAUGUCGUCUAUAAUCACAUUCUUGAGGGUCACGUGUUUCAAAGAUUGACAGUCCACAGCGCCACCCAGUGUCACAUGAAGUGCAAAUAAUUACUGACCCUCAUAAAAUCCUAUUGUUCUCUCUCAGCAUUAUAUCGGCGAUUUCAGCCUGAGAAAAUAUUCAUAUUCAGUCAAGUCCAACUGCCUGAGGAAAACGGUGGCGGUCCUUUUUGGUAGCAGGGAAAUUAUCAGGGGUAAUCCUAAACGCGCUACGUUCAAUAUUGCAGUGGGCUGGCUGCACUGCAAUAUUUUUAAUAAUGCAGCCUGCUUCCAGCAAUAUUUUUAAUAUUGCUGCAUGACUGUGGUAUUUACUUCGUUACUUUUCCACUCAGUAAUUUUUGAAAAUUCGCGAAUGUCCGCGCAUAAUUUAUGAUGAAGAUCUGAAGUUAAAAAGUAAAUGAAUACACCAUGAGAAGUACCAUUCCAGGAGACGUACAGACGAAAACAUUUUACAGUUUAUUUAGGGCACAUCUGACAAUGACAGUCUUUCUCACUUGUAAGAAAUAACAAUUUUCGUACUGUGAGUACUAAUUACAACUGACUGAUUAUAAUCUUCGCUCUGGUUUUCUUAUGAAAAUGGCAGAUUCGUCUUCCGAAGAAUCCUCCAUCAAGCUUCAAAACAGUAGCAACUCUUUGCCUUCCAACAAACAACUCAAAUAACCAAGUGCAUUGCGUUAAUAUACAAUGCAAAUUACGUUUGCAUGAAAUUCAAUCACACACCUGAAAGAUGUGGAAAGUUACAUAAUCUUUACAAGGAUUUAACAAUGACUAAAUUCCGGGAAAUGAAAAGGGUUAUGUAAUUUGUAUAACUACUAGACAAUACGUGCUAAUUGCAUUGUUAGAGAGAGAAAAUAGUAGGAUUUCAUGAGAGUCAAUGAUUAUAUCAUCUUUGCAAGUAGUUAACAAUGGCUGAAUUGGGGAAUGAAAAAGGAUUAUGCAAUUUGUAUUAUUACUGGACAAUGCUUGCCAGUUGCAUUGUUGGUGUACCAAAACAUCAAUAUGAAGGGGCGACUGAAAUCGUCGAUGUAAUGCAGAGAGAGAACAAUAGGAUUUCAUGAGGGUCAAUAAUUAUAAUAGUUAAUUACUGAGGUUCGCAGCAUUAUUGGGUAUAAUGCAGGCAGCUGAGGCCUGCGGCCUCAGCUGCCUGCAUUGUACCCAAUAAUGCUGCGAACCUCAGUAAUUAUCUAUUAAAGAUUACUGCCUGUGUGUAUCAAUGAAUUAUUUCCCUCCGUCCGAUGAAAAUAACUGCGGGCUCAACGAUGCUAAUAAAGAAAUGGAGCCAGCGGCGAUGAAAUGGAGUCAAGGAGGAAAUUAUUAUGAUUUGGUGAGAAGCUACACGGUGAAGGUGAGAUAA
This is a messenger RNA of Pocillopora meandrina, 1504 nucleotides long. Lineage: Eukaryota; Metazoa; Cnidaria; Anthozoa; Scleractinia; Pocilloporidae. The record is from the annotation of a GenBank genome assembly.